Spodoptera frugiperda (fall armyworm) is the source of this 3989-nucleotide messenger RNA. RefSeq names its product ABC transporter G family member 23. Gene Ontology annotation, molecular function: ATP hydrolysis activity; ATP binding; ABC-type transporter activity. The coding region runs from base 345 to 2507 and encodes 720 amino acids. The record is from RefSeq and is a predicted model, not a curated record. Gene Ontology annotation, cellular component: membrane. Lineage: Eukaryota; Metazoa; Arthropoda; Insecta; Lepidoptera; Noctuidae. The transcript has 16 exons.
AUUCGGUGCGGAGAGAGCGAUCUGCUGACUGCCUGGCAGUGCGUACUCGGUCUCGGUUCUCGCGCGACGUUUUAAAAAAUAAAACACCGCGUUCCUUUUUCGAAUCGCUGUCAAUUCGCGCGCCGUUUUUCGUAAAUAUUUUUCACGUCGCCAUUUUAUUUUUAGAUUAUUAUUUCUGAUUUCUAUCGUGUGUUUCUUGUAUUAAAAAUUUGAUUAAACGUGUUGAUUUUAAUAGAUUUUUUGUGUGAGUGUGUUAUACGAAAGUAAAAGGAGGUGAAACGUUGUUACAUUUUCGAUCACAAAAAAUGUGUUGCUAAACGAGAGAAGAAACCAAUUUUGUCAAGAUGGCCGUCUGCUCGGCCGCUGUGAUCGUGGAGAAGGCCAACAAAUACUAUGGCAGGCCUGACAAACCAGACUUCAAGCCUGUCCUUAAGGACAUGGACAUGGUCGUCGAUAGGGGAAUCAUAUACGGUCUUCUCGGACCUUCAGGGUGUGGUAAGACCACACUACUGUCCUGCAUAGUGGGCAGGAGGAAACUGGACAGUGGGAAUGUCUGGGUGCUGGGUGGAAGACCAGGGGAGAAGGGCAGCGGUGUACCAGGACCUAGGGUUGGGUAUAUGCCUCAGGACAUAGCACUAGUCGGAGAAUUCACAGUACGAGACGCGAUCUACUACUUCGGUCGCAUUUAUGGCAUGAAGAUGGAAAAGAUGAUGGAACGGUUUGAGUUCCUAUCCACCCUUCUAGACCUGCCCAGUGGAGGGAGGCUAAUAAAGACCUUAUCUGGAGGGCAACAGAGACGUGUUUCCCUUGCUGCUGCCCUGGUACAUGAACCUGAACUGCUAAUAUUGGAUGAGCCGACUGUUGGUCUGGAUCCUGUGCUUAGAGAACGGAUAUGGGACUUCCUAGCGGAGCAGGCGCGACGUGGAACCACCGUCAUCAUCACGACACAUUACAUAGACGAAACGAAACAAGCACACAAGAUCGGUCUACUCCGAGAUGGCCAACUCUUAGCGGAGGACUCCCCCGAGGAUCUACUGAGGAAGUUCGACUGCGACACUCUUGAGGAGGCGUUCUUGAAACUCGCGAUGAGACAACACGAGAUGCCUAGGAGGCGGUCCACCCUAACAGUGUCUCCGGACGUGAUCCCGGACAGCAGUAUGUGCACAGGAGUGGACACCCGCUACCACUCCCGAGACGACUUCCCCACCAUUACCAGUAGCACCGAUGUGCUCACAAAGAAAGACAAACCAAAAGGCAACAAGAAGUUAACGAAGUCCCGGUAUAAAGCUGUCUUCAUCAAGAGUAUACAGCAGUUCGCCAGGCAUCCUGGUGGUCUAAUAUUCUCGAUCCUGUUCCCGAUCAUCCAAGUGGUAGCAUUCUUCGCGGCGGUGGGCCACGACCCGCGGGAUCUACAGAUUGGAGUGGUCAACGAUGAAGCGGCUCUCUCACCAUUUGGCUUAAAGAUCUGCAGUAACACGAGUCUGGUGACGACGGUACUCCAGGAGGACGAGACGUGCGACCUCUACAUGCUCAGCUGUUGGUUCCUAGAGGAAAUGGAGAAAAAGAUGUUGUUCCCUACUGUAUUCAACUCCACGGAGGAAGCUCGCAAGGCCGUAGCUACAGGCAAGUUGUACGGCGCUUUGCACUUCUCCAGGAACUUCAGCGCGGCGCUGGGCAAGCGCGUGGCCGACGGAGAGGUCGACGACGACAUCGUGGAGGAUAGCAGCGUCAGCGUGUGGCUGGAUAUGACUAACCAUCAGAUCUCCAACUUCAUGAAGACUCAGCUCCACAAGGCGUACGAGAGCUUCACGCGACGCGCCAUGAUAGCGUGCGGCAGACCGGACAACUUAGUACAGAUACCAGUGCACUUCGAGAAACCAGUUUACGGUAAGAGUGAACCUCAAGUGGUCAGCUUCAUGGCGCCAGGAAUACUCAUCACCAUCAUUUACUUCUUGUCUGCGAUCGUGACAUCGACGCUGAUGAUCACGGACCGCCUGGAGGGAGUGUGGGAGAGGAGUGCGGUGGCCGGAGUCAAGCCCAAGGAAAUGUUGAACGUGCACAUCACACUGCAGUCUGCUGUUAUUUUGUUACAGACAAUAGAAAUGAUGGCACUAGCCUUCAUUGGCUACGGCAUCCCGUCAGUGGGCUCCAAGCUGGUAUGCGGCCUACUGCUGUUCUUACAGGGUAUAUGCGGCAUGUGCUACGGGUUCCUACUGUCCGUCUACUGCAAUAGCCACACCAUGUCCUUCUUCGUGGCUACCGGCAGCUUCUAUCCCAUGAUUCUGUUGUGUGGUAUCCUAUGGCCUCUAGAGGGAAUGUCAUACACACUCCGAAUGAUUUCCCUCACCCUCCCAUUCACGAUCCCCUCAAUAUCUCUCCGAGAUAUUAUGGAGAAAGGAGCCACCAUCAUGGACAAAUCAGUCAUCUACGGUUUCCUAACCACCAUCGCCUGGAUAGUCAUCACCCUAGCUUUAAUUUACCUACGGUUAAGGUUCAAGAAAACGUAGUAGUAUUUUUAUUAAAUUUUUGGACUUUAGUGGAUGAAAACACCAUGUAUUGUUGCCGAAAUUAGGUAUUUUUUUAUUACUUGUGUAAAAAAUUGCUGAUUCAUUAUUCGUGUUGGCAACACUAAUUUAACGAAUGGAACCCUUUUUUUUCUUAUAAAUUAAGUUAGGGCCUUGCUCAAAUAAAGUGCAAUUAAGGUAUCUAUGCUGUUAAAUAAUCUGUACACAAGGAAUAACAACAUAUCAAUCGAUUAACUAUGUAUAAAGAAAUAUCUAAAAUAUUAAACUGAUGUGCAUUACGUAGGUCUAGGAAGGUCGAUUCACACAGCCACAUAAUCGAUUUUUGACUGAUUUAUCGAUAUUUUGGUAGAUUUUGUAUGAUUGUGGGCGCUGCUAAACAAAAUGAUUUAUCAAUUACCUCUAUAUUAAUAACCAUUCCCAUCUUCGAGAGUUACUCUCGACAGUCCUAAUUUACUAUCGAAACCUCACGCGAUCUCUUAAAAUAUGUUUCAAAUUUUAGAAAUGGGAACGAAAAUUUACAUUUUUUGGUUGGAACUUCUAUUUAGUUUCUCCAGAUAUUGAAGAAUUUUAUCCAUGAUGGAGCCAUAAUAUAAAUAUAUUUAUAUUUUUUUUGUUUCUUCUCAUCUCAGAGGCGUGUAACUCGUAUUAAGCGCACUCUUUUACUACCAGCGCCUAUGAUGAUCACUCAAUCUAUUGGAAUCUAUAGUAUGUAUCUUCAAUCACCAAUGCUAGAUUAUUGCCAACAUUUUUUUACUGAAGUGUAGAAUCGACCAAUAAGCAAUAGGUUUAAAACCUAAAAAAUAAUUAUAAUUUCGGUUAAGUGGUAUAUAAAGUAGUUUAGUUAAAUUACGGGAACUUUCACAGUACCAAAAUUUAGUGAAAAUAGACAAUUUGGUUUUUUAUAUUGUGGAACGACCGAUCGGGUAGCUAUUAAUUAUUAUAUGACUUUGGGUUCUAAGUAUAUUGUGAUAAAUAUCUGCUAAAAUAUUCUGUAACUAGCAGUAUAUUACUGCUAGAAGGGAAAUCAUGACAUAAUGAUUAGACAAACUGUGUUUUAUGUAAUAAAGUGCUCAAAAGUUUAUAAUUUAGGAAAUUGUAUAAGAAUUGUACUAUGUAGACUUUUUUAUGAUUCAAUGUAGUCAAAACAUAGGAUACUGAAAUUAUACUAUGUAUUGUCAAUAUUUUUUGAAAAAUUUACAUUAUGUGUAAAAGUAAUACAGUAGGAAGGUACUUUUUACAGAAUGUGUAAUGUUGAAUUCGACGCAUUUGUCAAAUAAUUUUGUUAUGUUAAAAAUUGAAUAUUGUCUGGCACUUUCUAAGUGUUUAAUGGUCGCAUUUUUAUUUUAGUUUAGGUGUAAAUUAGAAUAUUUUGUUUAUCUUCUCGUUGAGAGAAUUGCCGAUGUGGUGACGUGAUACCAUGUGAUUUGGGAAAACUAUUUAUAAAAUAAAGAUUUUUUACAAAAA